GUCUGCUCUGUUAAAUUUAAUAUCUGUUUGUGUUUUUGAUACGAGUGGAAAUUGAUCAGACUUGUUUAUUUUGCAAAAAAAUUGCUGUCUACUGUGUAAUUUAGCGAAGUAAAAGACUUGUUUUUGGUGUGAAUUCAAUCGUGUGUGAUUUAUUAUGAAAUAAAAUUGAAAGAUGAGACGAGGUCAUCAAGGAAUUGGCGGAUGGCGUAAUGAAACUCCGAGACACUAUAGACCGCGAAACGGCGGCAAUCCUCAUUUUAGGCCUUCAAGGAACUUUCCUCUAUUAAGUUCUCCCAGAUUCCCACCACCCGGUCCAAGGUCGCAUAGACCAAAUUUUCAUCGCCAUGAAAGCAAUGAUCAUGACAGAUCUCGAUAUAGAUCUGAUUUAUCACAUUAUUCAUUUACCAGAUCAAGUGAUAAACAACAUCAUAAUGAAAGACAAAUUUUACCUCUUUUACAACCAAACAUGAAACAUGGUAGUAAUGUAAGCACCAAUUCAUACCAUGGCACUAGCAACCCUGAUCGGUAUCAUGUCAACAGCAUGGGAGACAUCGACCACAGGCAAAUACAGCACAAAAGAGACUUCAAAUCUCACCCAAUUCCACCAUGGAAUGUUGAUAACCAAUUUCAAGAUAUUGAUGAUCGAGCCUAUAAUAGGACAUAUAAAAAUGACUCAAUGGAGCAAAAUAAAACACAACCAGAAUAUGUUGGUCAUAGACCACCAUCAUCAGAUCACUAUGGCGGAAAUCCAAUUUCAUCAAUAGAAAACUCGAAUACUUUUAGUAGGUCUGUUGAUGAUACUGUAAAUAUUGUUAGAAAACGAUUAUUGAGCAAAAAUGAUAGUCAACACACACCAGAAAGCAGAAAUCAAGAGGAAAAUGUUGUUGAUAAUUCAAACAUCAUGGAAUCGGCUAGUAGUCAUCAUGAACAGCCAGUAAAGAAAAAAUUACCAAGACAAAGACAAAAUAUUAAAGUAAAUUGCGAUAAAAUUAAAAAUAAAAUAUUUCAUCAAUUGUUCAAAAUGGAUAAAGAAAAGAUACAUAAGCUGUUAGACAAUCCAAAUUCAUCAACAAAAUUUGAGUAUGCUAUAAAUAGUUUAUUGACGGAAUCGCAGAAUAGCUUUAACCAACAUUUGAGAUCUGUUGCGGAGAAAUCUCUAUGUUCGUCAAGUACAGAGUUUAUGGAAAAUGAUAAUAAUACCAUAUAUGAAGAUACAUUUAUGAAACAGAUGCAAUGUAUCUUAGACCCUCAGGACACUGUGCUCCUUGAAGAUAUCAAGCCAGUUGUGAUGGCUGAGCUCAGUAAAGUAUUACAGUUAGAUGAAUUUGAACAUCGAUUUGAUACAAAUGAGAAAAAUAAUUUUCCAUCAUUAUAUCAAGGUGAUGAAACUGAUUAUUGUCAUGAAUAUCAAGAUGCAUAUAACCCAAGAGAACUACCUCAAAGCAAUACCAAUGACAGCACAAAUAAUACAGAAAACUAUAACUACAAUUUUGUUGAUCAAGCAGAUAAUUAUUACCGGCCUUAUGAAGACCAGCGUACUGGCCAACAAAGUGAUGAUGAGCCUCAACCAUUGUUUGAAAGACGACCCAGACGAAAAAGCUGCAAUUUCAGUCGUGAUAGAAAUAAUACAACAGAGAAAAGAAAUAUGAGGAAGAGUGUAGACAGUAGAUUAACUGAUUACUUUCCAAGAGAGGAGAAGUUUAUACCAAAGGAAGAAGCUCCACCACUAUUUGACGCUAAUGUAGAACUGGGAGAUGUAGAAGAUACUUUUGCAGAGUUAGAUAAACAGUAUCAUGUUGCAGUGGACCAUGACUUUAUUGAAAAUGAUGAUUUAUGUAAUCCUGUACCAGAUUUUAAUAAAAAUCCUUACUCUGAACUUAAUAUAAAACAAGAAAAAAACAAUAUACAUGACUUACAGCUGCUGAGCCAAGACUCAUUUAAUAAUCGUAAUAAUUUCCAGAAUGAUCAAAGUCAGUUUAAUCCAGAUACUACCAAUCCAUUGGAGGACACAACUUAUCAACACUCAUGUCAAAUGAAAGGAAUGGAAGUGAAAAAUAAUAAUAAUGACAGUGAAAACUCAAAUAUUAUUACAACGCCCAAAACUUCUGCAUCAUCAAAUUCAAGGAAAAGAUCGAUAGAGCAAAAACCGUCUCACCGUAAAGAAAAACGAAAAAAAAUGGAAGAAAAUUGUGACACUUCUCAUAAAACAAAUAAUAAAAACGAAAUAUUACAUGACCAUGAUUUUAUAAAUAAAGAAAAAAUUCAGUCAUCAAAGUCUACCUCUAGUGUAAUUUCAAAGAAAAAUGACAAAGCUCCUCCCUCUGAGGAGAGAAGAAAGAGCUCUAGUGAGAAAAAUUAUUCUGAUAAAUAUGUGAAAAGAAAAGAAAGUGAAGUAAAACAAAAUAAUAGUAGGAAAAGGCAAACUUCAACUUCAUCAAAUCAUUCCAUCAGUCCAAAAAAUAAUGAUACCUCAAAAAACCUACAUACCCCAUCAAAAACUGAGACAAAAAUUACUUUAAAAACGAUAGAUAUAUUUACAGAACAGCCUAAAAAAGUAAAUUUACACCAAGCUUACCGAAAUACAGCUCAGCAAAGUAAUACUAAAAAAAUUGCUGAAAUUAAACCAAAACCCACAUAUUUGUUACACCAAAAAUCUUCGAAAAAGCAUGAUGUGACUACACAAGUCAUAAAAAGAUUAUUAACAAAAGAAACUCAAACAUCAGACUCAAAAUGUUCAACUUCAAGGUUUUGCCAGACAGUGAAAACUAAAUGUGCUACAAAAGGAAUACAAACUGAUGUGGAGUUACCUAACAAAUCAAACAAAGGGUCCAAAUCUACCGACACAUUUGAAAGGAUGAAGGAAAUUGACUUAGAGAUCCAGGUGCUAUUACAAGAAAAGUUUAAAUUGUAUAACUCCUUAGAAAGCAAAGAAGGAGCGGUCCCAAUGCAAUCAUUGGGUAUGACUGUUCUUAAUGUCGGUACUUUGGAUGAUAACAAAGGAAGUAAUGAUGAUUUUGAAGAUGACAUUGUUAAUAAUUUUACCAGUAUACCAGAAGAAGAACUAGAGCAAAUUGCCUUUGAAACAGCUCAAGAGAAUCAAAAUCAAUCAUUUAUGAGCACUCGUCGUAAUCAGCGACGGAAGGAAUUACAGAACAGGCCAGACUCUGAAAGCCCUCAUGGAUAUACCAAGGAUAAAAAAAAAUCUAAAUCUCCUAAUAUUUCACUUAUUGAACAAAUUAUAACUGAUGAUCGUCCUUUGGAGGAUAUAAUAUCCCUUGAUGAUCUUGAAGUUACUCCAGCAAAAUCUAAACCGAAACCAAGACAAAGACCAAAGAAAAAGGCAGCUCCCAAAAGAAAAAGAAAAACUAGUCCUGAGACUGUUGAAUUGAAAGAAUGCUAUGUCCUUCUUAUACGAGAGGAUUUUAGUAAAUAUUCAAUAUGCAACAAAGUUGAGGAGAUUGUGUCCGAUUUGGUUGGUAUAGAAGACAUAAAAAGAGAAUUUGAAGAUGAUGUAAAUUAUAUUGCUGAUACUAGAGCAGGAGUAUCAGCAGGAAGAGUAGUUCCAAGUGAAGAGACUAUUAUUGAGGAGACUAUUGUCAAUGACCUACAGUUUGAUAUGUUAGAUGUGUCAGAGGACAUUGUUAUUGGAGACCAUUGUGAAGUUAAAUGUACUGAUGAAAAGGAAGCUAUUGAUCAUCCAGAUGUACCUAUAAGUGAGGAAAUCAUUUUGGAUAACAGCCAGUCGUCUAUGGAAGAUGUAACCACUCCGGCUGAAAGUCAAGGUGGUGAAUGUAAAUUAUAUGACUAUUCAUCUGAUGAGAACCUUCAACGUGAUUCAUUGAUUGUUAGCGGAAAUGCUGAUGCCAUUUUGGCUAUUGAGUGUGUUGAACAGAACUUCCUAGCGGCAGGCCUUGAUGGCAAUGUAUAUUAUUUCAAUGGUGAUGGGCAGCUCAUCACCACAUUGCGGGGAUCAAACUUGGCUGUGACUUGCCUCACUAUAGUCAAGGAGAAAUAUGGCACCACUGUUUACACGGGCUCAUUGGAUUCUCGAAUACGAUAUUACGAUUUGGAGACUGGCCUAGAAAAAGGUCCAGAGUGUAAUGUUCUAAGUCCCAUACAGACAAUGGAUAGAGCUUGGGACACAGUGUUUGUAGGUACAAGGACAGGAUUUGUUCUGCAGUUUGAGUGCAAAAAUAACAUGUUAAUACCAGUGAGUACGGUGAAAUUCUCGGACCAAUCUAUACUCGCGCUUCGUGCAAUGAAGGAGGGGCCACGUAAAGUGCUACUAGUGGCCGCUAGGUCUGAGAACGUGACAAUCAGAGACGCGCAAACCGGUCUGUUGUUGCGUACUCUGUGCGGGCCGAAGAUGACGGUGUAUACGCUGUUGUAUGAAGACGGGAAGGUGUACUGUGGCACCAGUAGCCAUCAGAUACAAGUGUUUGAUUACACUAGCGGCGCGCACGUGGGCACGCACGAGGGUGGCAAGGGCGCGGUGUGCCUGCGCGCGACCGGCGGGCUCGUGUUCGCCGGCUGCUACGACGGGUGCGUGUACGUGUACCGCGAGGGCGAGCCGCGCCCGCUCGCGCAGCUGCGCGGCCCGAGCCUCAUGCUGCUGUCGCUGGCGGUGCAGGGGAGUAAGAUAAUUGCUGGGUUCAAAGACAGAAGCCUGUAUAUAUGGAAGAUUCCGCUAUGUAUAUUACAAGAGAUGAUAUUGUAAAUCCCUACAUUAAGUUGUAGAUUCACCUUUACUGAUUAUGUAUUUACUUUAUAGUUUAACACCUUUGUAUAUAGAAUAAAUGGAUUAUGAAGUUUUUUUC
Colias croceus (clouded yellow) is the source of this 4817-nucleotide messenger RNA. RefSeq lists its product as uncharacterized. The coding region runs from base 173 to 4717 and encodes 1514 amino acids. The record is from RefSeq and is a predicted model, not a curated record. Lineage: Eukaryota; Metazoa; Arthropoda; Insecta; Lepidoptera; Pieridae. The transcript is spliced from 7 exons. Gene Ontology annotation, molecular function: RNA binding; protein binding.